Molecule: messenger RNA, 1134 nt
Organism: Vitrella brassicaformis
Lineage: Eukaryota; Vitrellaceae
Source: the annotation of a GenBank genome assembly
GUGGGCGUCUGGCGUCAGGUUGAUCUUGACGAUGCGGGCCAGGUCGAGGUAGUUGGAUCGUUGGCAGUCGACCAUUGGGGAAGGUUGUCUCGACGUGUGUCUGACCUGCGAUGAGGGUCAGGUCAGCACCAAACACUGCACCACAGGGCAGGCAAUGUAAAUAAGAAUGUGGUGAGCAUCGCACAAGCAUUCGUCUUAUCGACUGACCUCAGCUCAUCUCGGCACUGUUGUUGCCUAUCCACUGCAGUGCUGCUUGGUGUACCUCGCAGGAUGCAGGCGAGAAGGUCGACGUUGAACGGGUAGAGCAGCUCGCUCAGGAGAGAGGACGAGACACAAUCAUACGCAGCCUGAAGUAAGUGAAGGACAUCGACACACGCAGCAAAGUGCCGCUUCCAUGGGUAUGUCCUCGUCAGAUGCCUGUGGGUACCUGCUCCUCGUCAGAUGGAUGGGUGCGCGCAAGUCUGCUACGGGUCUUGAAAUCAUAGUCGAGCUCCUGCUUGCGACGUGCGAUAGCCGUCACACUGUGGGUGUGAUGCGGCACGCCUGGAGGACACUUGGGCAGCUUGUUGGCGUCAGGCGGAGCAACCUCUGAGUGAAGGAAAGGGAGAAGUGAACAUACCAUUCAUUUUUAUUCAUUCAUUCAUUCAUCCGUUCAUCCAUCUCACCGGGUGCUUCCUCCUCCUCGAUGGGCGGCUCGUCCUCAUCGUCAGCAAGUGGGUUGACAUUCAGUGGCGAAAUGCUGCCCCUCCCUCGCCGUGCCUGCUGGCGGCCGUCGUCCACCUCCUCCUCCAUAUCAUCAUCAUGCUGGGCGUGCUAGUUGGGCACGUCGACGCCGACACGACGAUGUGUGCUCUGACAAGUCGACGUCAUGGUCGUCCACCGCACGCUCCGUGACGACAAGUUGCAGUGAAUGACAGAAGUGAUAGUGAAAGAGCUGUCAAUCAGUGCUGACCUUUCUGCUCGGCCUUCUCAGCGCCUGAGUGAGAGGCAGAAACACGGACGAGUGAAUGGAUGGUGUGCUUUGCCAUUGUUGCUUCUCUCUUACCCUCUGAUUUGCUGCGCACUUUGCCGCCUUCCUUCCUUUCGGUGUUUGUAUGUGCCGCCGAAAAAGGGGCGCGCUGCAAUCCAAGCCGA